This is a messenger RNA of Meira miltonrushii, 925 nucleotides long. Its product is annotated as glutathione S-transferase. The record is from RefSeq and is a predicted model, not a curated record. NCBI's taxonomy places the organism in Eukaryota, Fungi, Basidiomycota, Exobasidiomycetes, Exobasidiales, Brachybasidiaceae. The transcript has a single exon. The coding region runs from base 90 to 755 and encodes 221 amino acids.
AUCGGCUUUUGAAUUUAGCGCCAAUCUUAAAAACGGAAAUAGCUUUGGGAUAUUCUUCCAUUUCAACCAUCAUCUUAUCUUUGAACAUCAUGUUGGUCAUUCAUCAUCUAGGAAUCUCAGUUUCGGAAAGGGUUGUAUGGUUAUGCGAAGAAUUAGGGAUCCCAUACGAAUUAAAGAUUUAUCAAAGAGAUCCAAAGACAAACUUAGCGCCGGCCGAAUAUAAAGCUUUACACCCGUUUCAAACAUCUCCCGUGAUCGAUGAUGGUGAUGUACGAUUGUCAGAAUCAGGAGCGGUAAUAGAAUAUAUUUUAAACAAACAUGCAAGCGAACAACAAAGACAGUCAAUCACAGUCUCAAAAGAUGACAAGGAUUAUGCAGAUUACCUCUAUUGGGAACAUUUCACAGACGCAUCUUUGCAUGGAUCAAUGAUGCUCAACAGUACAGUGAUGCGCUUGACAGGCGGUCAAAUCGAACAUGAAACGUUGAAAAAUUUGGCAAACCGACUCUAUUUAGGUUAUGAAAUGUUGGAAAAACGUUUGAAAAAUAGAAAGUUUGUUGCAGGAGAAAAGUUUACAAUUGCAGAUCUUUUACUCUUUUUCCCAAUUUCAACAAUGCGAAACUUUAUUCCAAUUCCUAAAUCUUUGGAUAAUUAUCCAAACGUUAAAGAUUAUAUUCAACGUUUAGGAGAUCGAGAUGCAUACAAGCGUACCGUACAAAAAGCAGAUCCUCAACGAGGUUUCGUCAGCAAGCUCUGAGCGAGAAUGGGGCUCCUAGACCCUUUUUGAUCUGGUCGUAGAUGGCCGUUUGGGCACAAAUCAAGGCACCUUGCACGAGAAUAAGUGUAGAAGACCAGCCUAUAAUCCCAUAAAUCCAGUCUCAUGCUGUCUGCAGAUGAAAUCGAGUACCAAAACCGGCUUCCCUUGUC